Conger conger (European conger) is the source of this 747-nucleotide messenger RNA. It is a transcript of the gene hoxb8b, whose product is annotated as homeobox B8b. The record is from RefSeq and is a predicted model, not a curated record. Gene Ontology annotation, molecular function: RNA polymerase II transcription regulatory region sequence-specific DNA binding; DNA-binding transcription factor activity, RNA polymerase II-specific. Gene Ontology annotation, cellular component: nucleus. The coding region runs from base 1 to 747 and encodes 248 amino acids. The transcript has 2 exons. Gene Ontology annotation, biological process: regulation of transcription by RNA polymerase II. NCBI's taxonomy places the organism in Eukaryota, Metazoa, Chordata, Actinopteri, Anguilliformes, Congridae.
AUGAGUUCCUAUUUUGUCAAUUCUCUCUUCUCAAAAUACAAAAGUGGGGAUUCUUUGCGUCCCAAUUAUUACGAAUGUACAGGAUUCGCACAAGAUCUGGGAGGUAGACCCACUGUAGUUUAUGGACCGGGUACCGGAGGAACUUUCCAACAUCCAACUCAGAUACAGGAGUUUUACCACCACGGUGCAUCCACGCUCUCUACUGCCUCUUACCAACAGAAUCCAUGCGCCGUAACCUGUCACGGAGAACCAGGAAACUUCUAUGGGUACGACGCGCUGCAAAGACAGACCCUAUUCGGAACCCAAGACUCAGACUUAGUCCAGUACAGCGACUGCAAGUUGACCGCGAACGGCAUCGGAGAGGAGGCAGAGAGCACAGAGCAGAGUCCCUCGCCAACUCAACUCUUCCCGUGGAUGAGACCACAAGUAGCUGCCGGACGGAGGCGAGGCCGACAGACCUACAGCCGCUACCAGACACUGGAGCUGGAGAAAGAGUUUCUUUUCAAUCCCUACCUGACCCGCAAGAGGCGGAUUGAGGUCUCGCACGCCCUGGGACUUACCGAGAGACAAGUCAAAAUCUGGUUUCAAAACAGGCGAAUGAAAUGGAAAAAAGAGAACAACAAAGACAAAUUUCCCAGCAGCAAAUCGGAACAGGAGGCGAUAGAGCAACAGAGGAAAGAAAAUGACCAAAACGAGGAGGCGCAUACGGCAGAAGAAGAAGACUGUGACAAAGCAAAACAAAUGUAG